GAUAGUGUGAUUAGAAGACCUCAUCAGGAGAGGAGUAACAUUCACAAGUGUUUAACGUUUAAACUUUAACUAACCGCGAAGGGAUUUACCCAGGAUGAGAUCCCUUACGUUAUUGUUGCUCGGAGUCAGCUGCAGUCUACUCAUUUCAACAGCAUUCGCCCACCCACCUGAAGGAGUCUGGAAGAAGAAGCUGGUUUGGAAAGAAGACUGGGUACAAAUUUGGAAGACUGUCAAGAAAGAAGCUUGGGAAACCAAAUGGAAGAAAAUCCAAGUACCAAUUUGGAAAGAAGUCCAAGUGCCCAUCUGGAAAGAAGUUCAAGUACCCGAUUGGAAGAUUGUGAAAAAACCCCACAUCGAAGAACGUGAAGUGCCCGCAUGGAAAGAAGAAAAAGUCCCCGAAUGGAAGAAAAUCAACAAACCCAUUUGGAAGGAAAUCAAAGUUCCUAUCUGGAAAGAAAUCCAAGUACCCGAAUGGAAACAAAUGUUUGUCCCCGAAUGGGUAAAAAUGGGAAUACCCGGUGAGAAGUUCCUUGGCAAAGAUCACGAAGGUUGGGAAUACACCAGUCAUGAUCUGUGGCGGAAAAAAUUGAUCUGGAAACCAGUAUGGAAGAAAGUCUGGAAAACAGAGAAAAAACAAGAAUGGGUACCGGAGAAGAAACUCGAAUGGAAGGAAGAAUGGAUUCAAGUGUGGAAGCCAGUAAAGAAACAAAUCUGGAUCAAGGAGAAACGUGAAACAUGGGUCGAAGAGAAAGUACAAAUUUGGCGAACAGAGAAGAAACAAGCCUGGGCUACAGAAAAGAAGGAAGCAUGGAAAGACGAAUGGAAAGCCAUUCAAGUGCCAGUGUGGAAGGAAGUUAAGGUGCCAGCAUGGAAGAAGGUCUGGAAGCCAGUAUGGGAAAAAGUUUGGGUGCCAAUUCAUCAUGAAGAACAUCAUCAUGGUUGGGAUUAAGAUCAAAAAUUGUUGAUCUUUGAAUUGUUAUCUCUUAGUUAAGUGCAUUUUUUCAUGUACCACGACUGUUUUCAUGCUUGCUGUAAAUAAUCUUCAGCUAUCAUUUUCUUCAUCUGUAUUAUCUCUUCUUCUUAGUUCUAUUUUAAUUUUUUUUUCUAUAUUCAAGUGUACCAUGUGUUUUUUUUUUUUGUAUAUAGUCAGAGCCAUCUAUAAUGUGAUAGUGGCAAAAAACAAACUUCCUUAAUAUCUAAGAAACUGAAUGAUAUCUCGAGUUAACGCUGUUAGAAUGUUUAAAUUUGUUGUAGUUUUUUAAGUCUAAACGAAACGAUAGUAAUUUUUCUGU
Molecule: messenger RNA, 1292 nt
Organism: Episyrphus balteatus (marmalade hoverfly)
Lineage: Eukaryota; Metazoa; Arthropoda; Insecta; Diptera; Syrphidae
Exons: 2
Coding region: 95-949 (284 amino acids)
Source: RefSeq, a predicted model, not a curated record